CAAACUGCUUGUUUUUUGGCUUUAUUUAUUGCGCGAUAUUGUUUUACAUUUCCAUUGCUUUCCUUUCUUUUUAAACAGUUUUUUAAUUCAGUAGCUAAAACCACAAUCAACUUUUAUAAUUAUGUUUGGAAGCACGGCAGGCACUACUGCGUCGACGGGCGGAAAUCUGUUUGGCGGCUUUGGCGCAUCGAAUCAGCCAGCGGCCACCACUGCAGGGAGUCUGUUUGGCGCGCCAGCAGCGUCUGUGGCGCCGUCUUCUGGCCUGUUCGGCGCGCCGGCUUCUUCUGCGGCACCAGCGUCCAACUUGUUUGGCGCGCCAGCAGCGUCUGCAGCUCCGUCUUCUGGCCUGUUCGGAGCACCGGCUUCUUCUGCGGGUCCAUCUUCUGGCUUGUUUGGCUCGAGCGCAGGCCUCUCAGCAGCCGCACCAUCUUCGGCCGCGAUUCCGUUCCCAUCGCUAGGCGCGCCUGCCUUUGGGGCAGCUCCAGGCACUUUGGCGGCACCGGCUUUCGGAGCGGCGACCGUGACAGCAGCACCAGUUUUUGGAUCCACGACAUCCGCAGCGACCCACCAGGCAGCCGCGCAGAAGCCUUCAGCAGAAGGGGCCGCAAAAAUCACGCGCAAGACCAAGUUCAUCGACCUGCCGGUGGACAUCCGCAAGAUGCUCGAAGACAUUGAGCGGCAGAAGCAGGUCCAGAUCCAAAUCGGCAGCAGUAUCCUGGCCGGCGAGACCGAAAAGGAGGUCAAGGAAGUGUCGCGCACAGUGCAGCGCCUGUCGCAGGAGCUUGAGGUUGUGCGCAUGACUCUUGGCCGCGACCGCGACCGCGUCGACGAUGCCCGGGCACAAGUCAACUUUGCUGUCAAGCAUGCUGAGAAGGCGGCGUCGCUGGUCGCGCAUGCCACGGACGACGGAUCCUGGGCGCAAAGCGGACUGACACCGCUGCAGGUGGCCAAUCGCCAAAAGGCGCUGCUUGCAUUGCAGAAUGGUUCAGAGGCUCUGUCGACUCCGAUUAUGAAUAUUCGCGACUCGGCUGCUGUUGCCGCGGCUGCCGAUCAGAAGGCUUUAGGCGAUGGCUCUGCCAAUGCUGCUGCUGCUUCCGUUGACCCGUAUGAGGCUGUGAGGCGGAUCCAGUUCGCCAGCAUGCACCAUGAUGUCGCCAGCGAGUACUACUGGGCGUGGCUGUCGCGCGUCGAGGCCUCAGCGCAGCUGCUCGCUGAGCGUUUGGAUCAGCUGGAGCGACAUGUGUCUGGAGCCCUGGCACACGCUCAGGGGGGCAAUGACGACACUGGCACUACCGCUGCGCUGUUGACAGCGCAGGCAGGAGUAAAGUCAUCGCCCAAAACUGUGUCCGACGUCAUCCAAUACCAGAACGACUCGUUUUUGGCCAUUGCCAGCAGAGUGGCUGCUCUCAGCGAUGAUGUGCGUCGCAUGAGGAAGAAGUUUGGUCUCAUGGUCAGUGGCAACGUCAGCGGCAAUGGAUAUGGCGGUGACAAUGGAUAUGGCAAUGGUAGCAUGUCUUGAAGUCAGCCGCAAACUAUUUUGUUUCAUUUUAUUGUUAAUUCUUGAGUUUAUAAUAAAAUAGCGAGCGGCAAUUUUGAAUCAAAA
Kickxella alabastrina is the source of this 1603-nucleotide messenger RNA. RefSeq lists its product as uncharacterized. Gene Ontology annotation, cellular component: nuclear pore. Lineage: Eukaryota; Fungi; Kickxellomycota; Kickxellomycetes; Kickxellales; Kickxellaceae. Bases 122 to 1519 code for a protein of 465 amino acids. Gene Ontology annotation, molecular function: structural constituent of nuclear pore. The record is from RefSeq and is a predicted model, not a curated record. The transcript is spliced from 2 exons. Gene Ontology annotation, biological process: nucleocytoplasmic transport.